AUGCACCUCAUAACAACUUGUUCUUUCACAAGGUGCUCUAUCCACUACCUUCCGCCCCCGCUUGUUCCCUUCCUUCCUCUAUCCCGCUUUUCCCUCUUUCACUCUUUCCCUCUGUCCCGUUUUCCCCCUUCCACUUUUUCUCUCUGUCCCGCGUUCCCUCUUUCCUGCUCGCCCCGUCUUGCGUGGUCAUGGAUUGGCGUUGCACGGCAUGUCAUGCUAUGGCAUGGCGUCGCGUGCAGGGAUCUGUCAUACAAUUAUUUCAGCAACGCCCUGCCGCUGGAUGCAUUCGCUCAGCUCAAGCAGCUUAAAGCCCUGAACCUCUCAUUCAACAUGGAUCUGACAGGGUCCAUCAACGUGCUCACAUCGCUGCCGCUGCUGCAACAAGUCGACUUAUCCAACACCCAAAUUAGUGGAUCCAUCCCUUCUGCCAUCUCCUCCCUCUCUCGCCUCCGCCACUUGGACCUGACUCUCACGCAGGUCUCAGGGAGCCUGCCAGCCACCAUGAGCCAACUCUCCGCUCUCUCGUAUCUGUCGCUACGGCAGGUGUACAACCUGAGAGGAGCCAUGAGUCAGUACACGUGGCUCUCCCUCCUCACCAACCUGCACUCGCUGGACAUCACCAGUGCGCACAAAAUCUCUGGGGACCUCUCCACCAUCUCCCUCUUCUCCUCUCUCCGCUCUCUGCGCCGCCUCACAUUCAGCGACAUGCACAUGUGGGGAGAGCUGCCUGUCUCCCUCGCUCUCCUGCAGAACCUCACCUACCUGGACUUGUCUUUUCUCCGUUUCAAGCAGCUUCCUUUCUGGCUCACAGCGCUUUCCGAACUGCGAUACCUCGACGUGACUCACGAUGCCAACCUGCGCACCGGGGCUGUUCCUCAGGACCUCUCGCUGCUCUCCCAUCUGGAGUUCUUCAAGGCCAAUGGCAACGGGCUGGUGGGCUUCCUGCCUGAGUCAUGGGGCUCCCUCACCAACCUCACCACGCUGUCACUCCAGUACAACCAGCUGGUGGGGUCCAUCCCGCGCCAGUUCUCCUCCCUCCGCUCGCUCAAGUCACUCAACCUCGGCCUGAAUCAGCUCUCAGGAUCGUUGCCUGACGUCUUCAGCACCACGCUCGAGUCACUGCAGCUGGGGGGAAACAGGUUCCAGGGCAGCAUUCCCUCCUUCCUGGGCUCCCUCACUCUGCUCACCAACCUUGAGCUGAAGAGCAACAUAUUCACGGGAGCCAUUCCCGCUCAGCUCACAGCACUCACCGGAGUCACCGAACU
Closterium sp. Yama58-4 is the source of this 1265-nucleotide messenger RNA. Lineage: Eukaryota; Viridiplantae; Streptophyta; Zygnematophyceae; Desmidiales; Closteriaceae. The record is from the annotation of a GenBank genome assembly.